This is a messenger RNA of Corythoichthys intestinalis (scribbled pipefish), 6553 nucleotides long. RefSeq names its product phosphodiesterase 11a, like (gene pde11al). Bases 161 to 2893 code for a protein of 910 amino acids. Lineage: Eukaryota; Metazoa; Chordata; Actinopteri; Syngnathiformes; Syngnathidae. Gene Ontology annotation, molecular function: 3',5'-cGMP-stimulated cyclic-nucleotide phosphodiesterase activity; protein binding. The transcript has 21 exons. Gene Ontology annotation, biological process: negative regulation of receptor guanylyl cyclase signaling pathway; signal transduction. The record is from RefSeq and is a predicted model, not a curated record.
GUGGGCACUUUUAUUAACAACCAAAAGCAUGCGGGGGGCACAGCAGUGGAGUCUACGCUAACUGCGCACUUUGCCGGUAACACUCUCCUUCCAAACAGUAACUCCCUCCCUCCUCCUCCCACUCCUCCCACUCCCAUACCAUCGCAAAGCCUCUCCCACCAUGAUGACUUCUGACUUCAACGAUAUCGAGGCGUUUUUAGACGGGCACCCGGAGGUCUUCGAGGAGUACUUGAUCCGGAAAGCCAAGUGUGAGCACAUUAGCAGGUGGCUGAGGGAGCACCAGCCCCCCAAAGUGACCGCGGCCGAUGAGAGACGCGGCGGCGCCCCGGCCAGGGAACCCUCUCUCUGGCCAGCCAAUCCGGACCCUCUCCGACGCCGGUCGUCUCACAUGGAGCUUCGGCGAAACUUCGCACGCUCCAAAGCCAGCGCGGCGCACAGGACCUACGACGAGCACGCCAGCUUCAGCCAGCAGGACCCUCAGUCCAGCAUGAGGAGACGCGCGCUCCUGCGUAAAGCCAGCUCGCUGCCUCCCACCACGGCGCACAUCCUCAGCGCUCUGCUGGAGUCCAGGGUCAGCGUGCCCCAGUACGCGUCCACCGCCACCGACCACAAGUGUCGCCUGAGGGAGACCAACGAGAGAGAGUUCUUCUUGGAACUGGUCAAAGACAUCUCCAACGACCUGGACCUGACCAACCUGAGCUACAAGAUCCUAAUCAACGCGUGCAUCCUGGUGGACGCUGACAGGUGCUCCCUCUUUCUCGUGGAGGGACCCCUGCACAAGAGGACGCUAGUGUCCAAAGUGUUUGACGUGCAUUCGGGCACCACUGUCAGACCCUCUUCUUGCACCCUCAAUUCCAGCGAGGUGCAAGUGCCUUGGGGAAAAGGCAUCAUUGGAUACGUGGCAGAGCAUGGAGAGACCGUCAACAUCCCAAAUGCGUAUGAGGACCACCGCUUCAGUGACGAGAUCGACAAGUUAACAGGCUACAAGACUCAGUCUAUUCUCUGCAUGGCUAUCUGUAACAGCGAUGGUGAGGUUAUUGGAGUGGUACAAGCAAUCAACAAAAAUCCCACAGGAAUGCCUUUCACUGAGGAUGACGAGAAGGUGCUGCAGAUGUACCUACCCUUCUGUGGAAUAUCUAUUUCCAAUGCCAAGUUGUUUUCUGAGUCUCGCAAGGAGUAUGAAAGGAGCAGGGCUUUGCUGGAGGUUGUCAACGAUCUGUUUGAGGAGCAGACAGACUUGGAGAAAAUCGUGAGGAAGAUCAUGCAGCGAGCGCUGACCCUCCUGCAAUGUGAACGUUGCUCUGUACUUCUUCUUGAGGACAUCGAGUCCCCAGUUGUGAAGUUCUCCAAGACGUUUGAACUGAUGUCUCCUUUGAGCAACAUGCAUCAUGACACCAGUAUAGAGAAACUGUCAUGUGCGGAUUGGCUGAUCAAUAACAGCAUCGCCGAGCUGGUGGCGUCAACAGGACUCCCGGUUAACAUCAGUGACGUGUGCCAGGAUCCACGGUUUGAUGCCGAGGCAGACCAAGCCUCGGGAUUUCAUAUCCGAUCAGUGUUGUGUGUGCCUAUCUGGAAUAGAACUCAUCAGAUUAUAGGGGUUGCACAAAUUUUGAACCGUCUAGACAGGAAGACCUUCAACGAUGCAGAUCAGAGAUUGUUUGAGGCAUUUGUGAUUUUCUGUGGACUUGGCAUCAACAACACUAUGAUGUACAAUCAAGUGAAGAAAACGUGGGCCAAGCAGUCAGUAGCAUUGGAUAUGUUGUCUUACCACGCUACGUGUUCAAAAGUAGAAGUUGACAGACUCAAGGCUGCAAAAAUCCCUAUGAGCUGCGAGCUUGGCAUUGACGAGUUUCAUUUCAACGACUUCUCUUUGGACAACGAUGCAAUGAUCACCGCUUCUCUUCGAAUGUUUCUAGAGCUUGGUGUGGUCCAAACCUUUAAAAUAGACUAUGAGGUUUUGUGUCGCUGGCUUCUCACCGUGAGGAAGAACUAUCGAACUGUGGCCUACCAUAACUGGCGACAUGCUUUCAAUGUGUCUCAAUGCAUGUUUGUUAUGAUCACAUCAGCCGGCUUUCAGGACAUUUUGUCCGAGGCAGAAAUUCUGGCAUUGAUGGUUGGCUGUUUGUGCCACGAUUUGGACCAUCGAGGGACAAACAAUGCAUUUCAAGCUAAGACAGGUUCUGCUCUGGCAUUGCUUUAUGGGACGUCAGCGACCCUGGAACACCAUCACUUCAAUCAUGCAGUCAUGAUCCUGCAAAGUGAGGGUCACAAUAUCUUUGCAAACCUCUGCUCAAAAGAAUAUAGCAAGAUGAUGCAACUAUUGAAGCAGGCUAUUCUCUCCACAGACCUCACUUUGCACUUUGAGCGCAGGAGCAAGUUCUUUGAGAGCGUGCUUGCUGAAGAAUUCAGCUGGACUGAAGAAAAACACAGAGAAGUCCUCAGGUCCAUGCUGAUGACAGCCUGUGAUUUGGGAGCCGUCACUCGGCCGUGGGAAAUAUCCAAACAGGUGGCUGAGCUGGUGACGAGUGAAUUCUUCGAGCAAGGAGACAGAGAAAGGUCGGAGUUAAAGCUCACCCCAGCGGCCAUAUUUGAUCGAAAUCGCAAAGAUGAGUUACCUGCGCUACAAUUGGAGUGGAUAGAUGGCAUCUGUAAACCUCUAUAUCAGUCCCUGCUCAAACUAAACAGGAAGUUGCAGCCAAUGGCAGAAGGGAUAGAUGCUAACCGAAAGAAGUGGCAGGAGCUGUGUGUGCUUAAUGAGCAUUCACGCGAUGCCUCAGUGACCAGUCAGAGUCCUGAGGCUGAAGAAGCCAGCGAAGAGUCCGAUGUGAAGUUGAAGGAAAACACCAAAGGUUGUCAAAUUGGAAGUUUAGAAGCCAAACAACUUGAAGGUUAAGGUCAAAAUCUUAAAUGACUGCAAACUUUCCUAAGCCGGUAAUUUUAAAAAACAUUCAUGACUAUUUAGUCAAAUGUGUUUUAAAAAUGUGAAUGUAAGAUUUCCUCAAAUUGAGGAUGCUUUUUCACGUGACUGGAUAUUGAAUACAAGGCAAACUCAUUCAUUUAACAAAUAUUACAGAACUGUGGAUUAUGAAAUUACCACUUGAUGAUGUUGAUGAUGAUGUGGGCUGUACUUUGAUUUUGAUACGUACUAUAUUAUGUUCACGUUUGCUCUUAGAUGUUUAUCGCUGUCACCUGCAGCAAAUGAAUCAAGAAUAUGCAGCACAUGAAAUGUUUGUUUUAUCUGCUGAGCUUCGCUUUGCUAGUGUCACUUUCAGUCUCAGGACAAGGAAUGAGUGAAAUGUCCCAAAUUCUUAUGCUUUUAUGAGCCUGGCAAGCCAGCCUGGGUUUCAACAUGUACAAAAUACAUGGCAAGUCAAUCCGGAAAAGUGUUUACCACCAUCUUGAAUGUAGAUUGUGUUCUAGAAUAGUAAUUAGAAAUGAUAAGAAUCCAGCGAUUGCAUAGACUUAACUAUUAAUUGACGGGGCGCGGGCCCAGUCAUAGGAGACUUUUUUUUUUUUUUUUUUUUUAAACUUGACAUUCAAAUAUUUACAAAACCAAAACAGCACCUACCUUAGGCAUACAUGAGUUUAUGAAGCCUAUGGCUAUUGGGAGUUUAUUAUCAAUACUGCAUAUCCAUCUGGUUCCUUGUUGAUUUCACUCAUCGAUUUGCACUGGGUGAAGGAUUAAAGUAAUGCAAAUGAUAUAGGAUAUAAUUUACAUCAUUUUCAUUGGAUAUUGUAUAAAUACUGUAUAUCUAUCAUAAGUGAUAUGCAAAACAUUUUUGAGUCGGUGCAACAUUUUAAUUUGAUAUUCUUAACAAUCUUUAUGACAUUAAAAUAAUUAACAAUGAUAAUGACAAUAAUACAAUAAAUAAUCAAUAUAACAAUACAUAAUGAAUAAACAAAUAUUAAUUUUGUAUUUUCAAUAUUUUAGAUGUGUGCAUUUAAUUUACCAGUAGUGGAAUCGAACAAAGUAAAAGUACUUUGUUACUGUACUUUACUGUAUUUUACCUGAUUACAAACAUGAAGAGGUACUCUUUACUUCACUACAUUUUACAGCACGUAUGUGUACUUUUUACUCCACUACUUUUCAAAUUGUCACCUGAGCUAAACGUUACUUUUGUUUGUUUGUUUUUCUCUCAUUGUGAAUUGUUUUGUUUUCAUGCCUCCAGCGCAAUCAAUAAGCCGUGUUCAACUAUACUGUUAUUUAGCACUAGAGGGAGCGACACGAGUACAAGCAAGAUUGGGCAGAUGAACAAGAUAUUGCCCAAUAAAAAAACAACAGUGAGAGCAGUGCACCUGAUAGUUGCUUGCAAUCCAUCAUAAAGUUAAGUUUGGGAGUUUUUUGAGGUUGUUAAGCGUCUGUUUUUAGCGUCAAUUUUAUUACUUUUUUCCAUUUUGCACAGUUGUAUUUAUAUACUGUAUAUUUCACAUUUUUGCAUCAUGAAAAACUUCUUUUAAGUUUUACUUAUAAAGACAAUUUUAAAGUAAAUAUUUUUGUACUUUUACUUGAGUAAAUCUUAUUCCUAGAUACAUGUACUUUUACUUAAGUAAAUCUUUGCCCCUAUAUCUGUACUUUUUCUUAAGUAAAAAAAAAAAUAAUAAUAAUAAUGAUAACAAUAAUAACACUUCUUCAUCCACCACUAUCAUUUACUUAUAGCAUACUAUACUAUAUUUUACACUGAUAAACUGUUAGAUGGAUAGAAGAAAAAUCAAAGUACAAUAAGACAAAAACAUCCAGUGAAAAACAAAAAUUCCAAAUAUCUGCUCAUCCAACCAAUUUUCAGGCAAUAUAUACUCUACUGUUGAGUAUAUCGUAAUGUAGUGUUACUUACUGUUAAUACCGUAUUGGCCCGAAUAUAAGACGGUGUUUUUUUGCAUUGAAAUAAGACUGAAAAAGUGGGGGUCGUCUUAUAUUCGCGGUCUAGACAUUAUACCCAUUCACAACGCUAGAUGGCACCAGAUAUCAUUGAAGCAAUGUUCUGUCAUGACAGAUCUUAGCUACUCUACUCUCAAGUUUAACCAGUUUGCAUUAUUUUAUUGCAAUGUUUUUCCUUAUUCAGAUUUGUUUCAACACUACAGUUACAGUUAGACUUCCCUUUGAUGGUUAAUGAAGUUAUUGCAAUUUUGUUGUUUAAUCACAAUAGAUUGGUUUAUUUACAAAAUUAAAAAAACAGAAGCCAUUCAUUUACGAAUGUGAUUGCACUUUAGUUUACAUACUUAAAUGUUCAGAUAUUAAGAUUUGAAUGAGUCAAAAUAACAUGCUUUUUCUCUCAAAUAUAUUGUUAUAAUCAUUUAUUUCAGAUGUACUGUAAUUAUUUUCUGUAUAAAAAUUAAUUUGGUCUUCAAAAAGUCUUUUUUUCACACUUGAGCCUUGAAAAAGAGGGGGUCGUCUUAUAAUCAGGGCCGUCUUAUAUUCGGGGCAAUACAGUAUUAUUUAGAUCAAUGCCGUAAACAAGACAUUGUGGGUAUUAUGGUGGCAUUGCUGCCAUUGUAGAAAUAUUACCCGGGGUUUGAGGUUUGUAAAGGCACUCUGGACACGCAAAAACUCAAGAACCUUUUCUGUUUUAGAUAGCAUAAGUCAGUGUCAUCCAGCACAGUCGUCCCAAAUCUCCAUAACUCAGUCAAACUGCUACUUUGGAGAUUAUGCGUUAAAUGGCUGUGACUGGUAAUAUGUGGAAAGUGAGGGACAAGGUUGAUGGAAAAAAAGUAGUCCAAGUAUCUACAGUAUCUUUUCACAGCAAGCAUAGCCAAACCUUAGUCUGCUUCUGCCUUGAGUAUUUAGAAAAUUUCAGGACCAAAAUACAAUACUUGCAUGUGACAUCCUCAUUCAUUCGAUAUGUACUUUGUAAGAGCAAUCGAUAAGCUGAGGCACAGGCAAGCAAACCGAUUCCUAGGAAUUCAUGGAAAGGGAAUGCUUUUCGAUUGCUAUUCCUAUUUCUGAACAUGAUGAAUUUGCAUCUUGACUCUUUUAGCUCACGUUUUGUCAUUUUUUUUGCAUGGCCACAAUGACAGUAUUUGUAGCUAAACUGAGCUUAUGGUCUUUAUAAGUGUUGCUGGAAACAGCGUUUUCAAAUCAGUACUGAGUGUAUAUUCAAUUGCCUGAUGCAUUAAAAAAAAAUCUAGUAUUUUUUUAUGUGUAUGGAAAGGUUGUUUCACAAUAUAUAUCUUUUUUAUUUGUUAUACAUGUAUUUUGCCAGUAUGAUGGCACAGCAUGUUUAUCACUGUUUGAAAGCUCUGCAUCUGCAUGUGCAAUGUUUGCGGAUAAUGUUUGACACUGGACAUGAUUACAAUGCCUUUAACUGCCUAAUGAGAUUUGCUAUUGCAUGUCGUUCCUUAAGGAUACAAAUAUUGAUCAUGCUUGACAUAAAUAAGGCUUCCAUUCUAAACUAAAGAGUUUUUAUUCAAUAAAUAGUAUUAAAAUACUCUUCAACUAUUUAUAAGUUGUGAUCAUAUCAAUGGUAAAGAAAAUGCAACUUAGUAAAAUGUCUCUGACAGUGAAAUUGAUGAUGUGUAAGAUGUUUUUGGUAUUGGUUUUGGAAAAAUAUGUCGCUAA